This is a messenger RNA of Clunio marinus, 1507 nucleotides long. Lineage: Eukaryota; Metazoa; Arthropoda; Insecta; Diptera; Chironomidae. The record is from the annotation of a GenBank genome assembly.
UCAGUCGCUCCCGAACAUUCAACACAUCAAUUUGAAAAAAAUAAAAUAAUUUUCUAAUAAAUUUUGUCUUAUCUGGUUGAUAAAGUUUAAAUAACGAUUAUUCUUGUUUAAAAUGAAAUUAAUCGCGGUAGUUGCUUUUCUACUCGUCAUUAAUGUUGUAAAUUCACAAUAUUAUGAAUCUUGUGUGAACCCGACCGGAGUAACCGGAUUUUGUCAGCCGAUAAGAAGUUGCGACAGCUUAUUGAAUAUUUUGAUGCAAUACCGAGGGAGACAAAUUCCAUACGACGUUCGUAUUUUUCUGAGAAGAAGUCAAUGUAAAUAUUAUUUCGAACCAUGGGUUUGCUGUCCAUCUGUGACUGAACAAACGACUGCUGCACCAGUCACAACCGUCAGAAGCACUGUACCAUCAACAGCAAGUAGACUUCCAGAAGCACCAGAAUGUGGAGUUGACGCUGAUAAUCGCAUUUAUGGUGGAGAAGAAACAACCAUCGAUGAAUACCCGUGGUUGGCACAAUUACAAUACAAUAAACCUCGUGGACGAACGGGUUUCCAUUGUGGCGGAAGUUUAAUCAAUCAAAAAUACGUUGUAACUGCUGCACAUUGCAUUGGAAAAGUUCCUUCUGAUUGGGAUCUUGUUAGUGUUCGACUUGGCGAAUGGGACACAACAACAGUUGAAGAUUGUGACGAUUCUUUCUUUAACGAAAGAGUUUGUAAUGAUCCACAUGUUGAUGUUCCCGUUGAAAAGAAAAUUAUUCAUGAAAGUUAUGUAGCAAACUCGAAGAAUCAGCAUCAUGACAUUGCUUUGCUUCGAUUGUCACGAACUGUCACUUAUACUGACUUUAUCAAACCAAUUUGCUUGCAAGUUAAUUCUGAUGUAAGGAAUUUGAAUUUGGAUGGAAAAUCUCUUGAUGUUGCUGGAUGGGGAAAAACUGAAACAUCUUACACAAGUGACAGAAAAUUAAAGGUUGCUGUUGCUGCAUAUCCAAAUUCGAAAUGCCAAGAAGUCUAUUCACGUUCCGGACUCACAAUUUUGGAUAGUCAGAUCUGUGCUGGUGGAGCUCCAGGAAAGGAUUCUUGUAACGGAGAUUCAGGUGGUCCUUUGAUGGAACAUUACGAGUCUGGUCCCAUUCCUUAUUAUUUCCUAGCUGGCAUUGUUUCAUAUGGGCCCAAGAAUUGUGGAACUGAAGACGUUCCCGGAGUCUACACAAGAGUGUCGAAAUAUGUCGAUUGGAUUCAAUCUAAGCUUGAAAAUUGAACAUAAAAAGAUGAUUUGAGAUAUUCAAUUGAUUAAUUGUAAGUUUUGAGUGAAGCUGUUACUUGCUUAAUAGUUUUAUAAUCGCUUCUCAAUUGAAUAAAAUUCAUAACAACAGACUUGUCUAAAUAAUUUAAAGUUUCGCCACUACAAACCUCUUGCAGAUUUUCAUGUUUAACUAACAAUAAAUUGCACAACGCAUGAAGAAUGUCAAACAGUUGAGAGACUAAAGAGUCACCAAGUUUUCUUACGCAU